UUCCCAAAAUGCAAAUUUUUGUUCAAAUUAAAUAAAUAAAAUAAUAUUAAAAUUUAAUGCGUAUUCUGUAAAUUUAAAUAUAUAUAUUAUUAUUUUUAAACUUGUCACAAAUGCUGGGUUCUCUUCAAGCUUAAUAAGUGAUCCGCGCAGCAUUUGAGCAAGAAGUUCUUAAUGCCCAUAACUCUUAUCGGGCCAAGCAUGGUGCUUCACCCCUGAAAUUAAGCCCCAAACUGAAUCAGUUGGCCUCCGAAUGGGCCAAGUAUUUGCUGUCGAGAAAUUGCAUGGAGCAUCGGCCGAACAGUGGGUUUGGGGAGAACAUCUACAUGGCCUCCGGGGGAAAUCUUGAAGGAUCAGAUGCCGUCCGAUCCUGGUACGAAGAGAUCCGCCAUUUCAACUGGAAUAAUCCCUCCUUUCAAGGCAACACGGGCCAUUUCACUCAGGUGGUUUGGAAGAGUUCCACUGAGUUGGGCGUCGGUUUUGCCAGAAGGGGCAAUACCAUCUACAUAGUGUGCAAUUAUAAUCCCCCUGGAAAUUACAACAACUUGUACAAGGAAAACGUAGAUCCACCAAGGCGAUAAAUAUGUUAUGAUUCUAUAGUGACGCUAAUCUAAGUAUUUUGUAUCAGAAUCUGUAAAUUAUUAUAGGUUGCUAUCAACAUUCCACAAAAAAUUCCUUUAGGUAUUACGAACACAAGCUUUACAAAAUCACUUUUCUAAUAUAUACAUUCCAAAGAAACUUACGAAUUUUUUAAAACAAAAUAUGUAUCGCCACAAAAUAAAAUUCUAAUUUUUUAUGUAGUAUUUUUAUGACCAACAGAAAUAUUAUCGAAUGUACAUAAA
Drosophila biarmipes is the source of this 839-nucleotide messenger RNA. Its product is annotated as Golgi-associated plant pathogenesis-related protein 1. The transcript is spliced from 4 exons. Gene Ontology annotation, cellular component: extracellular region. Lineage: Eukaryota; Metazoa; Arthropoda; Insecta; Diptera; Drosophilidae. The coding region runs from base 282 to 578 and encodes 98 amino acids. The record is from RefSeq and is a predicted model, not a curated record.